AUGCUCAAGGUGUCCGCCGUACUGUGCGUGUGUGCAGCGGCUUGGUGCAGUCAGGCUGCGGCCGGGGGGCGUUCGGACGGCGGUAAUUUUCUGGAUGAUAAACAAUGGCUCACCACCAUCUCGGAAGUCGGACAGUGGAACAAAUUCCGAGACGAUGAUUAUUUCCGCACCUGGAGUCCAGGGAAACCCUUUGAUCAGGCUUUAGAUCCAGCUAAAGAUCCAUGCUUAAAGAUGAAGUGCAGUCGCCAUAAAGUAUGCAUUGCCCAGGAUCCUCAGACGGCACUCUGUGUUAGUCACCGGAGGCUUACACACAGUAUGAAAGAAGCGGGAAUAGGCCAUAAGCAAUGGAGAGGCCCUGUAUCAUCCUCUUGCAAGCAGUGUCCAGUGGUUUAUACCAACCCUGUUUGCGGCUCAGAUGGUCACACCUACUCUUCACAGUGCAAACUAGAAUAUCAGGCGUGUGUCUUAGGGAAACAGAUCUCAGUCAGAUGCGAAGGACAUUGCCCAUGUCCAUCGGGGAAGUCCACGAGUACCAGCAGACAUGUUAAGAGAGCAUGCAGUGACCUGGAAUUCAGGGAGGUGGCGAACAGAUUACGGGACUGGUUCAAGGCCCUUCACGAGAGUGGAAGCCAAAUCAAGAAGACCAAAGCCUUACUGCGGCCUGAGAGAAGCAGAUUUGAUACCAGUAUUUUGCCAAUUUGCAAGGAUUCACUUGGCUGGAUGUUUAACAGACUUGACACAAACUAUGACCUGCUGUUGGACCAGUCAGAGCUUGGAAGCAUUUACCUUGACAAGAACGAGCAAUGUACCAAGGCAUUCUUCAAUUCUUGUGACACAUACAAGGACAGUUUGAUAUCUAACAAUGAAUGGUGCUACUGCUUCCAGAGACAGCAAGACCCACCCUGCCAGACGGAGCUGAGCAGUAUUCAGAAGCGGCAAGGGGUAAAGAAGCUCCUAGGACAGUACAUCCCACUGUGUGAUGAAGAUGGUUACUACAAGCCAACACAGUGCCACGGGAGUGUUGGGCAGUGCUGGUGUGUGGACAGAUAUGGAAAUGAAGUCAUGGGAUCCAGAACAAAUGGUGUUGCAAAUUGCGCUAUGGAUUUUGAGAUCUCCGGAGAUUUUGCGAGUGGCGAUUUCCAUGAGUGGACUGACGAUGAGGAUGAUGAAGAUGACAUCAUGAAUGACAAGGAUGAAAUUGAAGAUGAUGACGAAGAUGAAGGGGAUGAUGAUGAGGAUGGUGAUGACCGUGAUGGAUACAUCUGAUUGAUAACAGUCGAGAUUAAAAAUUCUACAUUUCUAACAUUUACAAAACGAUAGCCUAUUGAGACUUACCCUCUUGUCCCAAAAUAAAAUGAUUCCAAACCUCACAUAUAUUUUGUAUAAUUGUCUCAAAUAUUGCAGCUAAAGUCAUAGAACUUUAUGUUUAAAUAAGAAUCAUUUCCUUUGAGUUUUUAUAUGCCUUAGGAAAAAAGAAGAGCUUAAGGAGUCCACCCAGACAAAAUAAGUCAUGAAGAGCUAUUACAAUACAUUUUUCAUCGGAGCAAACCUUGUAAAUCUCUCUUAACAAUAACAGACAAUGCGUGCUUGGGAUCAUAGAUGUUAUUUCUCUGAGAUAUAUUCUAAGCUGAUGACUCGUUAGUGACCUGGGCCCCCAGAGAUUUAAUGAAAAUCCUUAAUUGCAAUUCUAAAGUAGCAUCUUGCAAACCAUGGAAUGAGACAGGGAAAGUGAAGGAGGUAGCACAGGGUGAGAAAAACAAGAUGAGGAUUGCAGGACCUUCCAUUGCCUUUGCUUUGUGAGACUUAAUUAUGAGGCUGUUUUGGUUAUGAUGGGGUGUUUAGACAAAAUGGCAAAUAUGGAAAACCAUGGAAUCUGAAAGUUAAAAAGUUAUCUUUUGUACUUUUUAUUUUAAUUUGGAUGGCAAUGUCAUGUAGUUUUGUUUUUGUUCUGUGAAUAUGCUUAAACAGCAUGAUUUCUUUACCUUUCUAGAUUUCUGACCAGCAAGGUAGGGUGCAGAAUUAGGAAAACAAAUGGAAAGAUUCAUUUAAAGCAUAUUUUCACAAAUAAAGUUUGUCAUUUGCCCUAAGGUCAAAUUUAAAAAUCUUAAUUCUCUUUUAUUUUCUGCCUUACAAACAAAUUUGCAUUUAAUCUCAGAAUUAUGCUAUAAUUUUGUUAGUAGUGCUGAAAUGUAGAGAACAUAUUGUAUGGUGCCUUGCAAAAAUAGAAAUAGAAAGAUUUUAGCAUGCAUACCAAUAUAGGCUAUUAGGCAAUAUUUAAGCACACCUAAUUAACAAGUGAAUACCGAUACAGGUACUGCUGCUGGAAUGAAGAAAAUGGAAUAUGUCUCUUUCCUUUGUUUCUAUUGUUACAUAAUUGCCAUGUGGACUUGUUUAUGAUUCUUGUGUAGAGUAACACUUAAGAUUUAACUGUAGCAAAAGUUACUUUAGUUGCUGUAUUUAAGUUAGCAUGUUAAUUAAUUGUGUAGACAUUUUGGCACACCAUCACUUUUAAGUAUAUCAGACCAAUGGUUUCGUGCCCAUAAUAAAAAUGGAACAACCUGUUGAAUGUUACACAUUGAUAGCAUUAAUUUCAACAAUGGGUCAGCUGGUUUCCCAGUUCAUGAUUCAUUGAAAGUAAAAUUGGUGGAUUCUUUCCAUUUAAUUUCUACACAGAAUAAAAACUUUAAUGUUGACCUUA
Messenger RNA from Oryctolagus cuniculus (rabbit), 2698 nucleotides. Lineage: Eukaryota; Metazoa; Chordata; Mammalia; Lagomorpha; Leporidae. The record is from RefSeq and is a predicted model, not a curated record.